Annulohypoxylon maeteangense is the source of this 1945-nucleotide messenger RNA. RefSeq lists its product as uncharacterized. The record is from RefSeq and is a predicted model, not a curated record. The transcript is spliced from 3 exons. Bases 439 to 1905 code for a protein of 488 amino acids. Lineage: Eukaryota; Fungi; Ascomycota; Sordariomycetes; Xylariales; Hypoxylaceae.
GUUUCCAAUAUCAAGAAGAAAUUUUCAAAUCCCAAAAAGAAAUUCCCGGGGUACAAAACUCUUUCCUCCUAUUCAAAACGGGAUAAGAGUAUAAUUGGCUGCAUAUUGGUGGUAGCCCUAGCGUUCCUCAUAAACCUAUCCCUGCUUCUUUACUUGAUCAUCCGAGACAAUGGGUUCAAGGCCUAUGGCGACCUUUUUACCGAAAGUUGUGAUCAAAUGAAGACUAUCGAAACUGUCAUACAUCUUAUCAUCAACAUGCUCUCCUCUAUGAUUGUGGCGGCUACCAACUAUUGCACUCAGCUACUUGUCGCCCCAACUCAGAAUGAAGUUACCCGAGCACACGGGAAAGGCGAUUGGCUAGAGACGGGAGUGCCGGGCUUCCACAACCUUUACAUCUAUUGUAAGUAGGUAAUAGACUCCGCCAAUCGAGAAGAGAAUAUGACUAACUCCAAGUUUUAUAGUUGGAAUUGCAUUAUCUUCUCAGCCAUUCCCGUCACUAAAUAUCAAGUCGCCCUUGUUACUUCCGAUUUUCUCCAUGAUCCGCAGCCGUGGAACAAUACAUGGAUUACCGAUGGCCUAUUCUGGAGUACAUAUGACGAGCCCAUUGGAAGAGCGGAUCAUACCGCGGAACUCAGGGGUAUGCUCCUCGAAAACCAACUCGAGCGCCUGGACAGACAAGCAUGCGUGGAAAGAUAUAUCGACACUGAUAUCCGGCACAAAGAUGUUGUGAUUGUUGCAUCAAAUAUCUCCAUGGACCAGGGCUUAUCGUUGGUGCCCAGCAACAAGAAUUCUUCAUUGAUCUACAUGCAUGGGACUUUCACUACACGAUCGAAGUGGAUGUGGACUUCUGCUUGGAUGUGUUCGAGUUGGCACUCGGGUAAUAUAACGGUCGGGAUGGGCCAGCCAUGGUGCUCAAGCAACCUUCUACUUCCUCAUGCCGACGAUUGGCUUCUGAAGAGCUGGAGACAAGAUAAUAAUGGUGCAGUACUACGCGAAGUCUUGCUUAGCGUUGACUACUGCCUCUCUGCUGGGGCGGAACAAAUUCCACAAGGAUGUGCAAUCCGGUACAGCAGCAUCCUCAUCUUGAUCGUGACUCUUAUAAUAGUAGGUGGUUUGAUCAUUGUUCUCGUCAAGGCACUGACUGCCUUGGUUGGAUAUGAGCAAUCAGUCGACUUCAAAUCGUUGUGGCAAAUGGGUCUUGGGCAUGUUCAAGCAUAUGCCAUAUCUCUAACAGAAACAUGGGGCAACAUGGGCGAGAAUGCGUUUUAUGCUACAGCUUUCCUGGCAAACGGGUGUCAAAUAAUCUUGAGCUCUGGCUGGUAUUUCGCCAACUCACUGCUCAGCAGGAUGCUCCUUGCGCGCCAGUGGUCGCAGUUCAUAACACAACGCAAGAACCUUCGAGUUUCGGAACCAACUGGAGAUCAGAGAUCAUCCUACACACUGUCGUUGCCGUAUCGUUAUAGCAUACCGCUUCUCAUCGCCUCUGCAAUGGCUCACUGGCUUAUGUCGCAAAGCUUGUUUGUUGUGCAAACAUUAGGAUUCAUGUACCAGCCCACUCAUAAAACUGACGACGGCUUCGUACGGAUCCCAGAUCUUGACGGUUCCGUUUUAGGGUUUUCCGCGAUAGGCAUGAUCCUUACUAUAAUUACCCUUGGAAUCCUCCUGAUAGCACUGUUAGCUCUGUCGAUGAGAAAACUCCCUUGUAGAAAAACCGACGAUGCUGAGGUUAGUGAGGUCAUUCGCAUGCCUGUUUCUGCAGCCUGCAGUGCCGCAAUUAGUUCGGCAUGCCACCCUAGCGCGGGCGAAAAGGAAGCCGAACUACUUCCUCUUCAAUGGGGAAAGGACGAGACAGGGGUAUGGGGCUUUACAAGUCGAACACCACUUGGGUAUUCGCUUCGUGGCUAAAUCUAUUAAGAGAAUAAGAUGUCUGUGUUGAGUUGUGAGA